GCUUGACGGGUCAUUCAAAUGAAAGCUUCGCUCAUAAAACUAUGAUGGUAAAGCGGGAUUCACUAUUCAGAAACUAAAAAUGGUAAUCUACGGUACACUUCUCUGCUUCUAAGGUUAAUGGUUCUAUGACAAGCACCCUCCUGAUUUGCCAUGGCGUACCCGUUCUUUGUUCCUGAUCACUUCAUCACGCCUCCCCCCGACGACCAGCUACAGAAUGGUUUAGUAAAGCAUCUCAUUCUACGCGGAGAUGACGUCCAUUCCUUCUCCUAUAAACAAAUUCAAGACAGCUUGCUAUUGCAGUACUUGAAGAGAAAAACAAGUGCCUCAAUUCUUGACAAACUUUUGAUUGUUUGCUUUCUUCCACGUGUUCGAGGGGAUUGGAGUUAUUCACUGGACAUUCUCAGACGUGGUAUCUGCCUUGAAGGAUUGUGUUAUCGAUUCUUGGGUCAUUCUCAGCUACAGCUCCAGGAAAAGACUUGUAUCCUCAUUAAGCACUCAGACAUCGCGAUAUACGACAUCCUCUCUCGAUUCAUUGACUUUUUCCAAGUUCGAAAUCCAGCCAAGAGAGCCGAGUGCAUCAAUUUGUUGUUGACAGAAUUUGCGAUUAAACUUCAUCUCCCUCAGCAGGAGUACUUCGAAAUAGAAGAUGAUCGAAAAGGAAGGCACAAUUUCACUCAUGGUUGUGGAUUUAUGUCCAGUGGGUUUGCCUCUGAAAUCCAGCAAGCAACACAGUGUUGUACCACACCCAGCGCUGCCCUGGUGCUUUACCAAGGUACAAUUGGAAUGCUCGUUACCCAUCGUGACAUGGCAGGCUCAAAGGUUGAGUUUCGUCAGUCAAUGAGGAAAUUCGUUAUUGCUGAUAGAGAGCUAUCAGAAAAUGUUACAACGUUUGCUGUGUUGGAUUACUCUCGACCUUACACCAGUGGUUACCUGAAUAUACAAACUGUGAUGCUAUUGGCUGUUCGAGGUGUAUCACAUGACUACCUCAAACAACUCCAAGAAGAUUACUACGCUAUGCUAGAAAACCUCUGUACAAAUAGAUCACGGGCGGCGUAUUUCUUGAAAACAACAGGAAAUACUGAACUCCUUCAAAUGCUGCAGGUAACAGGCUUGAAAGGAAUCACCGAAAUGUUGGAAAGGUUAAGAGGAAGUGAGCUUGAGAACAUGAGGAAGUGCGACCAAAUUGAAGGAGGUCGGAAUCUCCCCAACCCGUAUUACGGUACUAAAACGUCACUCCGUGUCCUGGUGCCCAAAUCCCGUAUAGUCCUCGGGGUUAGUGAUCCAUGUGGUAAUCUUAAGUACGGCGAAUGCUACUUCAAACCGACCUUGGUAUCUGAGGAGGAAGAAGGAGAGUUUGAUGAGGUCGAUCAAGUAGUUGUCAUCCGUCACCCUAGUUACCACACUGGUGAUGUCCUCAUUCUUGAUGUCCAGCGGAAUGCCCCAGAAUAUGAGCACCUCAGAGACUGCCUCGUCUUUCCUGUCAAGGGAGCCUCACCCCACGCACUGGAAUGCGGAGGAGGAAACUUGGACGGUGAUAAGUUUCUCGUCAUUUGGGACAGAAAUCUUAUUCCAACAACUAAACCAUCCCCAUAUAAUUAUGGCCCUAGUACGCUUAAGUACGUUGGGAGUAGCAUUUCUGAAGCUCUGGAUGAUUCUCUGUCGAACCUGGGGAACCUAAUGCGAGCGCAGGCUAGAACCGUCUGUCGUUCAGUAUUAGGUACCAACAAUAGAUAUGAACGAAGGGUGAAGAUUGCUACCAUGUAUGAACUAACCGAGUACUUUGCUGAACAUGUCCCUGAUUUGUACUAUCGGUUUGACUGUCUAUUCAUGAACUUUGCAUCGCUUCUAGGCCCCUCCAGUAAAGAGUGCAGGCAGUUGCACGAGCAGUAUGCGCAGUUUGUAUCAGAGGUUACCGAUAAGCAGGAAUUCCAGGCCUUUUUAGAGAAAUACGAAGAUGAGUUCCAAGUGUUGAAAGAAUYUUCAGGAGUCGAGAAAAGUAUCCCUACGCAAGCACUCAAAGGUAUUCUGGUACAAACCGGUUUGUCCAAACCUGCAUUCCAACAAGGAGAUGAUGUCUGGGAAAAAAUGGAGCAAAGAUCUAAAGAAUUCAUCGAUAGAUUUUUCUAUGGUUCGUAAAUAUAAACUAGUGUUGGAGCAUUCUCAUAGCAACAUAAAAUGCGAUUUGUGAUACUGAAUCAAUGAAUAGUGAACAGAAUUGUUUUAUCAGUUUUUGUAUGUUCACUUCAGUUUCAGUCUUAUGAAGAAAAAAUAAAUAAAAAACCGGCAAUAUUUUAAAGAACAUUAAUACAGCAUAUAUUUUUGUAGCUAGACUGUAUUAUAGCAUCUUACCUAACGAGAAUUGCUUGAUGAGCAAUGCAACAUUUUGGUCUAUCGCCACAUAUUAUUUGAUAGUGUUAGACAUGGCAUCAGUUUGAAAACCUGUCAAAUAUUCCACAUAUCACAAACACCAUGUAUGGUCCCUUGGUAAUGUUAGUCGAUGUGCAAUAUUAUGAGCCGUUUGACCAACCAAGAAUAUGUUUGAUGCAAUGUUGGUCUGCUUAGAAUAAUCGCUCCAUUUCUAAUGUAGUUUGUCUAUAAACCAAUAAAAUAUGUAGAAUACUAUACCACUGUGUUUAGUACUAAUGGCGCUAAGUGUAAGUGUUUAGAAAUAUAUGAUUAAAAAACUUUUGUUUUUCCCAAAGCAGUCUCAGUCUAUAGUUUUCGCUGAUACACUGUUACGAGAAUACUACUGAAAAGUCAAUAAAAGAUUAAAAAACAUGA
Exaiptasia diaphana is the source of this 2781-nucleotide messenger RNA. RefSeq names its product probable RNA-dependent RNA polymerase 1. Gene Ontology annotation, biological process: siRNA processing. The coding region runs from base 151 to 2136 and encodes 661 amino acids. The transcript has 2 exons. Gene Ontology annotation, molecular function: RNA-directed RNA polymerase activity. The record is from RefSeq and is a predicted model, not a curated record. NCBI's taxonomy places the organism in Eukaryota, Metazoa, Cnidaria, Anthozoa, Actiniaria, Aiptasiidae. Gene Ontology annotation, cellular component: nuclear RNA-directed RNA polymerase complex.